AUGAGGCUCUCGAUUUUCACCAAGUUCACUCCUCUUAGGUUGCUUUCUGUUGCUGACACUCGCUUUGCCUCCAUCAUUGUGAUGCUUAAGAGAUUGAAACUUAUCAAAAGGGGUCUUCAAGCUAUGGUCAUAAGCGAAGAAUGGUCUUCUUAUAGAUUAGAUGACACUGAGAAAGCAAACUCUGUGAAAGAAUAUAUUUUGAAUGAUGAUUGGUGGGAUAAAGUAACAUAUAUUCUUAGUUUCACUGGACCUAUAUAUGAGAUGAUUAGAUCUUGUGACACUGACAAGCCAUGUUUACACUUGGUCUAUGAGAUGUGGGAUUCUAUGAUUGAGAAAGUGAAGAUUGAGAUCUACAAGAAAGAAAAACGUCCGGCAUCUCAAAUAAGUUGUUUUUACGACGUUGUGCAUCGUAUUUUAGUGGCUCGAUGGGCGAAGAAUAACACUCCCCUACAUUGUUUAGCUCACUCUUUACAUCCAAGAUAUUAUAGUGAUGCAUGGUUAAUAGAGGAUUCUACAAGAUGUGCUCCACAUAGGGAUGGAGAAAUUUCACAAGAAAGGAUGAAAUGCUUUCGAAGGUUGUUUCCUAAUGAUGAUGAGUAUGACAGAGUCCUUGAUGAGUAUGCCAUGUUUUCAAUGAAGAGUGGUCCUUUUGAAGAUUUAACAAGCAUUUCAAAGAUGGCUACUAUGGAACCCAAGAAUUGGUGGGUUAACUUUGGUGCUCAAACUCCUUUUCUCCAGACUUUGGCUUUUAGAUUACUUGGACAACCUAGUUCUUCUUCUUGUGCUAGGCGUAACUGGAGUACUUAUGCAUUUAUUCACUCGCUUAAAAGGAACAAGUUGACUACAAGUCGUGCUCAAGACUUGGUUUACAUCCACAAUAAUCUCCGACUUUUGUCAAGGACUCCGAAAGAUGAUGUAAAGAUGUGGGAUGUGGGUGGAGAUGCUUUUGAUUCAAUGGAAGACGUCGGGUUUUUGGAGUUUGCAGAUCUCUCACUAGAUGAACCCGAUUUUGAAAAUGAUUUAAUUAUUGAUAAUUAG
This is a messenger RNA of Lactuca sativa (garden lettuce), 1038 nucleotides long. RefSeq lists its product as uncharacterized. Lineage: Eukaryota; Viridiplantae; Streptophyta; Magnoliopsida; Asterales; Asteraceae. The record is from RefSeq and is a predicted model, not a curated record. Gene Ontology annotation, molecular function: protein dimerization activity.